Grus americana (Whooping crane) is the source of this 6576-nucleotide messenger RNA. RefSeq names its product zinc finger CCCH-type containing 4 (gene ZC3H4). The transcript has 16 exons. Gene Ontology annotation, cellular component: nucleus. Gene Ontology annotation, biological process: negative regulation of DNA-templated transcription. The record is from RefSeq and is a predicted model, not a curated record. The coding region runs from base 1176 to 4988 and encodes 1270 amino acids. Gene Ontology annotation, molecular function: metal ion binding; RNA binding. NCBI's taxonomy places the organism in Eukaryota, Metazoa, Chordata, Aves, Gruiformes, Gruidae.
CGAGGUUUGCUGCCUUCCCACUCCCCUGGAGGGCAGGUGUGCAGUGCAGAGAGCUGCUUUUAUGCAUUAGCAUGCCUUUGUCUCUGAGGAGGUUUAUUUUCCAUGUGAUGCAGGGUUGGGUUGGUAAGUAAGCUCUUUUAUUGAAUAAUUAAAUUAGACCUUUUCCUGCCUUUUCCCUCUCCCCACCACCAAAUAAGUCCUGAGUUCGUCUGCAGGGUACGUUUGGCGUAAGCAGUGAGUUGAUACCGUGUGUGUACAAACCAAGCAGAAUACUCCCCCUUUGUAAUGACCGAUAGAGUUGUGCACCCCGCCGAUGUGAAUGUUUAAAAGACAAAAAAAAAAGAAAAAAGUCACAAAAGCACACAAUUUACUCCCAAAUAUGUCUGUUGUGACGUUUCCAGGUGAAAUACCUCGGUAAAACUCAUACCACUCUGACCCUUGAUGCCAUCUAGAUGUAGGAUGCGGAUCCAUUGCUUUGUCUGCAAACUCCAUCCUCAUUCCAUUACGUUGACUGUAAACCGGCUGCCCCUGGGUGCGGGUCUGCCCGUAAAGCAAAAAAAAAAAAGUUGUAAAAAAAGUUUUGUUAAAACAAAGUGUGUCAAAAAAGAAAGAAACAAAAAGGUGGCAAAAGAAAGCACUGUUUCCCAAAUGUCAUCACACAUUUUUCCCCCAUCCCCAUGUACAGUCUCAUGUCGGAUAAUUAGCAAAAUUGAAGCGUCGACGUACAGUGCAAGCACCCAGUUUGUUACCAAAUCUCGUUAGCGUCCUUUGAUUUUCCUUCUCCCUUUCUUUUCCUUUUGGUGAUCAGGUGCGUUACGAAAAGCUCCAUUUUGUUCCUCACUCUACUUCACACGAUUCAAGUUCGAAGGCCUGGGACGUAUCCCGUUGCUGUGGCAUCAGCCAUGCUGUGGCAGCGAGGACGUCAGCGCUCAGCGUUAGGAUUUCACUGAAGGAUUCGGAUAGGAGGAGCGGGAAGGAGCUAACCUGCAAGCAGAAUUAGCAGCUGAGUCGAGCACGUUCCCCGAGCGUCGUCACCGCCGUGUUACGUCAUUGCCGUGGCGCUGAGGUCACAAACGCCGCACGGCAACCGGCGAGAGUCCUUCCGCGAGGAUGUGUGCUGUGCCGGGGACCGUUCGCUAUAGAUCAGGCGGUCAGGAGCGAUAGGAAAGCCCGAGAUGAGCGCGGAUUCGGGGAAGAAUUUUCCCCCAGUCAGUGUUUUCUGCAGUACCAAUAGUUGGUUAACAGACAUGGCUUCUUCACCACGUACCCGCAGCGACUCUCCACGGGAGGAUGGAGAACUGGAAGAAGGGGAGCUGGAGGAUGAUGGAGGGGAAGAGGCGCAGGAUCCCUCCGAAUCUCAAGAGAGAGGUCGGAAGGAAAAGGGGGAGAAGCAUCACAGCGAUUCAGAUGAUGAGAAAGCCCAUCGACGGAUGAAGCGCAAGCGUCGGAAAGAGAGAGAGAAAGAGAAGAGGAGAUCCAAGAAGAAAAGGAAAUCCAAACACAAGCGCCAUGCUUCUUCCAGCGAUGACUUCUCUGAUUACAGCGAGGACUCGGACUUCAGUCCCGGUGAAAAGGGACACAGAAAAUACAGGGAAUACAGCCCUCCCUACUCUUCUUCCCACCAGCAGUAUCCGUCCUCUCACAAUGCUCCCAUGCAAAAGAAGAGCUACUCUAAAAUGGAGAGUAAAAAUUAUGGCAUGUACGAGGACUACGAGAAUGAAGAGUACGGUCAGUACGAGGGGGAGGAGGAUGAAGAUAUGGGGAAGGAAGAUUACGACGACUUUGCAAAAGAGCUGAAUCAAUACCGGCGAGCGAAGGAAGGCUCUCACCGGGGACGAGGUGGCCGUGGCCGAGGCAGAGGGUACCGAGGGCGAGGAGGCAGAGGAGGAAUGAGAGGAGGCCGAGGCAUGGGCCGAGGAAACCGAGGGCGAGGCAGAGCUGACCACCCCGAGGAAGAGGAGGAAAUGUAUGAUGAAGAGAUGGAAUAUUGCGAUAACGAGGAGCCCAUCAUCGAUGACGAAUAUGACGAUUACUCGAAAGAGCUGAAUCAGUAUCGCAGGAGUAAGGAGAAUCGUGGACGGGGUUUAAAUCGAGGACGUGGUCGUGGGCCCAGAGGAAGAGGAAAUAAAGGAAUGGGCAGAGGACGAGGCAGAGGCGGAAACAGAAGUGGAAUGGGGAAAGGUGGUGGAAUGAACGAGGACGACGAUUACUACGACGAGGACAUGGGAGAUGGAGGAGGUGGUGGAAAUUACCGGCGGAACGACCAUGAUAAACCCCACCAGCAGUCGGAUAAGAAAGGCAAAGUCAUCUGCAAAUACUUUGUGGAAGGCAGGUGUACCUGGGGCGACCACUGCAACUUCAGUCAUGACAUCGAACUACCAAAGAAACGGGAGCUGUGCAAGUUCUACAUCACCGGCUACUGCGCCAGGGCUGAAAACUGCCCUUACAUGCAUGAUAUCUUCCCUUGCAAGCUCUACCACACCACGGGCAACUGUAUCAACGGGGAUGACUGCAUGUUUUCUCACGAUCCGCUCACAGAGGAGACGCGGGAGCUUCUGGACAAGAUGCUGGCAGAUGAUGCGGAAGCAGGUGCAGAGGAUGAGAAAGAAGUCGAAGAACUAAAAAAACAGGGCAUUAAUCCUCUUCCCAAACCACCCCCCGGGGUCGGCUUGCUGCCCACACCUCCUCGUCCUCCCGGACCGCCGGCUCCGACAUCUCCAAACGGAAGACCGAUCCCCGGAGGCCCUCCUCCUCCUCCGCCGCCACCGCUUCCACCGCCGGGGCCGCAGAUGCCGCCACCAAUGCACGAACCUCUGUCGCCGCAGCAGUUGCAGCAACAACAGGACAUGUACAAGAAAAUUCCCUCGCUCUUUGAGAUCGUCGUCCGACCGACUGGGCAGCUGGCGGAGAAGCUGGGCGUGAGGCACCCAGGUCCGCCUCCCCCCAGGUUCCCCGGGCCAGGAGGACCCCCAGGACCAAUGCCAGGACCCAUGCACCCCGAUAUGCACCCAGACAUGCACCCAGACAUGCACCCAGACAUGCACCCGGACAUGCACCCCGACAUGCACCCGGACAUGCAUCCGGAUAUGCACCCGGACAUGCCGAUGGGCCCGGGAAUGAAUCCCGGCCCUCCGAUGGGUCCCGGACCCCCUAUGAUGCCCUACGGACCGGAUGAUUCCCCCCAUUCCGGCAUGAUGCCGCCCGUUCCACCAGCGCAAGGUUUUUAUGAUAAUUUCUACCAGCAACAAGAAGGUCUGGAGAUGGAUCACGGAAUGAUGGGAGACCCAGAAGACUACGGUGGUUACGAGGAUAUGGAAGGACCUCCGGGAGAGCACAUGUUCCCUGAUCCGUCCUUGGAUCAUGAUGCCUUGUGUGAAGGAGGCCCUCCCGGCUUACCGAAACCGCCGGGCAGCAUCCCCGAUUUCAUGCCGUCGGCACAAAGAGCUCUUUAUUUGAGAAUCCAGCAGAAGCAGCAAGAGGAAGAGGAGAGAGCUCGGAGACUUGCCGAGAGCAAUAAGCAAGACCGCGAAAAUGAGGAAGGCGAUACCGGUAACUGGUAUUCCAGUGACGAAGAUGACGGUGGAAGUAGCGUCACCUCCAUAUUGAAAACCCUAAGGCAACAAAGCUCCGGCAGAUCUCACAUCCAACCCUCCCACGGAGAAAUCGGACCACCUUCCGGUGUAAGCGACCCUCGCCUGCAAAAAUCCCAAACAGGAGGAAGCGGUCGUCCUGCCGAUCCGCGGUUACGGGAUCCCAGGCUUUCCCGAAACGCGGACCUUUCCGUCCCGUCUCUUCCCGGGGAUUUGGGACCCACUGACCCCAGACUCGCACGACACAUUCCCUCCUCCGCCCCCAAACCAGAAGUUCCUCAUUCCAGCGUCGGCGGCGGUCAGAAACCUUCCCUGCUCCCCGACGAGGAGGAAGGGGAAAGAAUUCUACGGGAUAAACCGGUCAACAUCCCCGUCGAUGCUCUCCCGGGCCAUUCCCUGCGGGAUCCUCGCUCCCAACUCCAGCAAUUCAGCCACAUCAAAAAAGACGUCGUCCUCAACAAACCCAACUUUGCCCGGAUGAUCCUGUGGAGCCCAGAGGAUCUGAUUCCGUUACCGAUCCCAAAGCAAGAGUUUAUUCCUGUUCCGGCAGCUCUUCAAUCCAUGCCUACCCUCGAUCCGCGUCUUAACAGACCCCAAACGGGUCUUUCCGAUCCCAGGCAGAGGGGGGGAACGGCACCGGGAGACGUCGGUUCUUCUUCGGGUACCGGUCUCCCCGAUUUCGAGCUCCUGUCGAGGAUUUUAAAGACUGUGAACGCGGCCGGCAGCCCAUCUUCCAGCCAGAGCGACAAACCCAGCGACCCUCGGAUGCGGAAAGCCCCCGCCGACCCCAGAUUACAAAAAUCUACAGAAACGGGAAUUUCUCGAGUUCCUAAAACCUCAGAUCCGGCAUCCGCCAGCGACACCGCCCCGGCUAUCGCUCCCUACGACCCUCGGCUGCUGACGGCGGGCGGGUUGAGCAAAGGCAGCGGGCAAAGCAGCGUUCUGAGUGCCAUCAGUUUGUACGAUCCCAGGACUCCGAGCUCGGGCAGCAAAGCUUCCGAGUCUCCUAACGAAGCUAACUCGUCUUCUAAAUCUUCGGAUUCCGGCAAAACCACCGGCAAAACCAAGGAACCCCUUUUCGUUCGACGUUCGGCGUUGGAUCAACCCGAAUCGGAAAAAUCGAACGUCGAAUCCGCUACGGACAGGUACAAUAGUUACAACCGACCUCGUCCCAAAACCGCCGUCGUUCCUCCUGUCCAAGAAACAACCCCCCAACCCGGGGUACACAAUCUUCCGGUUCCUUCGGUUUACGGUAUGGUUAAACAAAGCGCCAAAUCCGGAUCGGGAAGUCCUUUCGCGGGAAACAGUCCGGCGCAGGACAGCGAACAGCAAGACGCCGCUUCCCUUAAAGAUGUCUUCAAGGGUUUCGAUCCCACGGCUUCCCCUUUCUGUCAGUAGUAUUAAAAAAAAAAAACAAAAAAAAAACCAAACCCACCCCCCCCCUCCCCAAAAAAAACCAAACCCUGACUCCGUGCAUCGAAUUAGUCGGUAAUUUGAUUUCUUUUUGGGUUGUUUUUCUUAUUUUUUUGGGGUUUCUUUUUUGUUUUAAUUCCAUUAGCGUUCACUUUAGCCAUAUAACGUGUAGAGAAAUCCCGGGUUCUGCUGUAACUAAAGCGAAUUUCCCGAAUCCCGUUUUAAAAGAAGAAUCAAACUCCCUCUGUGAUAACAACCAGCGUUUUCUAUAUUUUAGCGCUUUUUCCCCCAAAAAAACCACCCAAAACCUGAUCGAAAUCAUCCGGAGGGGGGAAAAAAAUGCUUAAAUCUCCGCCUUUCAAACCUGACUUUUCUCCGGAGAGGCAAAAUUUACCGCGAUUCUUAAUUUCUUGCUUUGAAAAACCGCGCGUCGAUGGCUCACGGGUGUAAUUUUUACAGCGGAAUGAACUAAAAAAAAUCUUUGUAUUAUAAUCUUUUUCUAAAAUUCUGCUGCGGCGAACGGGAGUAACCAUGAAAAAAAAAACAAACCCAAAACCCCCCCAAAAAACCCAACCUAAUCCCAUGUGAAAGUGGGGACGGGGUGUUUCUGGUUUCUUUUGAUUCAUUUUUUUUUUUUUUUUUACUGGAAGUAAAUAUUUUUAUGCCUUUUUUUGGAGAUUUUCGAGACAAACGGGGUUUCAAAUCUCUAAAAAAAUGACAAAAUAUUUACAGCCCUCCCUCCAAACAAAAAAUUUAAAAAAAGGAAAAAAAAAAAAAAAAAGGAUUAUUAAAUUAUAUCUCAAAUCAAAUCAAAAGGGGAUUUUUUUCCCCAAAACAAAAGGCUCGGAGGUUCUCGACGCCUUUUUUUUUUCCCCCAUCCUGGAGAGAAAAAUCAUCCGAUGGGAUUGGAAAAGGGAUUUAAAACCCCGUUCUGGCUGGAAAAACACAUGUUGAAAAAUCACCAUCACAUUUUUUUGGGGGAAAAAAAUACAUUUCCGAACAGCCAGCUCUAUCAGCGUGCAAAAAACCCCCCCAAAAUAGUUAUUUUUCAGCGAUAAAUCGGUAUUUUUUUUUAUCGCUCCUUCAAAUUUACGACGGGUUUUUCUCAACCCGUCGCCCCACGUAAUAAUUUUUUCCCCUCGGCGUUUGGAGCGUCCGGGGGUUGCUUUGAGCGGGGGGAAAAAAAAACCAAACAAAAAACCACAACUGAAUUUUUUGUAAAAUGAUUUAUUAUUAUUAUUAUUAUUAUUUUAUUUUAUAGGGAUUUAAAAAAAAAAAAUACAAAAAAAAAAAUAAUAAAUCAGCUAUCGAAGCCGGUCGGGGGGGAUUUAUUUUUUUUUUUUUUCCACCUGCCGGAGAUUUCGAAGAAAAGCAAUUGUAAUAAAUGUGUAAAUAAUUGUUUCGGAGUUGAGGUCGUUGCUGGAAAUACCCGGAUUUUGCCCCAAAAUUCGUAUUUGGGGGUGGGGUUUGGUUGGGGUUGGGGUGGUUUUUUUUUUUCCCUUUUGUUUCCCCUUUUUUUUUUUUGGCGUAUCUUGUGAAUUCGGAUGGUUGAGCCUCGGCCACCUGGGGUUUG